GAGGAACAGCCCACAUCUUAGAAUCUCUCGGCUCUGUUUCACUCUUUUUUUUUCACCGCCCAGACCAUUCCUUCGUCUCAUCAUGCUGUUCAACGUGGUAUUCUGCCUUUCGGCGGCCUUGGCUGCCAGCGCCAGCAAUGAAUGGCAAGCCGCUACCGAAAAUGACCGCCGAAGCCCUUGCCCCAUGGUCAACUCCUUGGCGAACCACGGAUACCUCCCCCGCGAUGGAUUGAACAUCUCUCUGCCUGAUCUGAUCGUCGCAUUUACCGAUGCUCUUAACCUGGACCCAGCCGCUACUACCCUGGUUGGGCAGAAGGCUCUGCUCUCUGGAAAUAACGUCACCUUUGAUCUUGACAACCUAGACAAGCACGGUAUCCUUGAGCACGAUGGCAGUCUGAGCCGCAAUGACGUCUACUUUGGCGACAAUCACAGCUUCAACGAGACUAUUUGGGAAAGUGUAGCCUCGCACUUCAACCAGUCUACAAUUUCCAUCCAGACGGCCGCCACAGCCCGUAAGGAGCGCAUCCAAGCAGCCGCAGCUGUCAACCCAGCGUUCGCAAUGUCCGCCAGCGAUGUCCAAUUCAGCUUCAUCGAGACGGCUCUGUACUUGUCUAUUUUCGGGAGCGUCGCAGAUGGAAACGCAGUCACCGAGUGGGUCAGGAUCAUGUUCCAAGAGGAGCGUCUCCCUUUUCAAGAAGGAUUCACGACGUCCGAGGACGUCAUCACGGCGGCGGGGAUCUUGGGCUUGGUGGCAAAGGUAGCUGCUGCGAGCGCAUGAGCGUCAUCUAGAUCCAAGCUCCUUCCAUGGACAAAAUCUGGAGCAAGCGAAUUGUAUUAGUAAACAGCUGAAAGCCAAUUUGUUCAUAGUUCGACCUCAAAGUCACGAUUGCUAUGCUUUUGAUGAAUAAUACGCUCUAAGUAUAUAUCAGUGCAGUGAACACUACCCAAAUAUUG
Molecule: messenger RNA, 954 nt
Organism: Ilyonectria robusta
Lineage: Eukaryota; Fungi; Ascomycota; Sordariomycetes; Hypocreales; Nectriaceae
Product: Chloroperoxidase
Exons: 4
Coding region: 83-778 (231 amino acids)
Molecular function (GO): peroxidase activity
Source: RefSeq, a predicted model, not a curated record